UUUGCGUGAUUUGCAAUUGCUUAAAUUUGAUUCUUCAACAAAAUGUGGACCAAUGAUUUAAGAUAAUGGUGUAGGAAAAGUUAACAGAGACAUCCAGCUGAUUGAGUUAAAAGCUAUAAUUUUACAGAGUCACUCCUCACUUUACAUAAUUACUACACGCUUAAUAAAAUGUCGAUAGGUUGCCUACCAAAGCAACCAAAAUUGUUUGUCUUUGAAUAAAUUUGAGUGGUACAGUUACAAACUAUUGCGAUGGAGGACGAAAUUGUUGACAAUGAUGCCUCUAACCAAAGGGCGGUUGAAAUGAAAUCCAAAAAGCAGAAGCAGCAAAAAAAAAAAAAUGUAUGGCUGAAGAGAGAUAUUGAUAAACUAAUCAGUUUGGUGAAAGAGGACAAAUUCGUAUGGAACACAAACCACGCCGAAUAUAACAAUAGAUUAGGAAAAAAACUCUUCUGGUUAAAAGUGGCCAAGGACUUUGAUAUGAAAUUCAAUGCGGCUGAAGUCCACGCAAAGUGGAUCGCCUUGAGGAAACAAUAUAUUAAUCAUAGAAAAAAAAAAAUGUAUUUCAAAUAUUAUAACUCACUCGUCUUCAUCGAUGGUUCAAGGGAGCGAGGAUCUGACUCUUCGACAUCAGAAUCGGAUGAUGAUAGUGAUGAGAUUGAUACGCGUGAUAAUGAUGAGAGUGAUAGGAGUGUAGUAGAACUGGCCUCAACCAUCUCUGCCGAUGUAAAAUUGUCACAUUCUUCAGCAAUAAUCUCUGCCGCUGCAACAUUGCCAUAUUCUCCAGUAACAAUUUCUGCCGCUGCAACAUUGCCACAUUCGUCAACAACAAUAUCUCCUCGUGCUACAAAUAAAAUCUUUUUAACCCAUGGUAUACCAACAACACCUACAUCUGUUCAACCUAGCAGAUCCUUCGUGUCCAGAUUCAAUAAUUGUUCGAAUGCUAGGGACAACGCAUUGGGCACAUUUAUUCUAAGUGAAUUGCGGUCGCUACCCGAAAGCGAUGCGCAUACUUUGAGAUGGCGUCUGCAACGAGCCCUGCUGGACUUCAGUGAGGAAAUGCAAAACAAUAUCUAUGAAUAUGAAAUGAAUUAACUUGUUAACUGCACUACAAUUAGUUGCAUCUCAUAUAUAAGUAGUUUGUAAUAAAAAAAAACUUUAAAAUGUGUAAA
Molecule: messenger RNA, 1169 nt
Organism: Drosophila grimshawi
Lineage: Eukaryota; Metazoa; Arthropoda; Insecta; Diptera; Drosophilidae
Exons: 2
Coding region: 250-1092 (280 amino acids)
Biological process (GO): regulation of transcription by RNA polymerase II
Cellular component (GO): transcription regulator complex; nucleus
Source: RefSeq, a predicted model, not a curated record